Messenger RNA from Gymnodraco acuticeps, 1510 nucleotides. RefSeq lists its product as uncharacterized. The record is from RefSeq and is a predicted model, not a curated record. The transcript is spliced from 3 exons. The coding region runs from base 74 to 1270 and encodes 398 amino acids. NCBI's taxonomy places the organism in Eukaryota, Metazoa, Chordata, Actinopteri, Perciformes, Bathydraconidae.
UUUACAUAUAAAAGACAAAGACUGUGUGGCUCUGGAGGUGCGGUACCACAAAAGCUGUUACAGUCAGUACACCAUGUUUUUGCUGAGACCUGACAAACCAGAGACAGAACAGGAUGAGGCAAUGUUUGAUGCCAGUUACAAGCUGUUCUGUGAGAGGAUCAUCCGCCAGAGGCUGCUUGUCAACAAUGAGGUGCUUAGAAUGGGCCAGCUGAGGCAGGCCUUCAUUGACAUGGUGAAAGCAAACGAAGGUGUUGAUGCUUCAAACUACAGACAGGAUCUGUUGAAGAAGAGGCUGGCUCAAGAUUUCCCUCAGCUAGCGUUUCACAUGCCCACCAAGCGCAACGUCUGCGAACUGGUUUUUGCUGAGACUCUGUCAAAGGAUGCACUCGUGGACAUGCUACCAGAUCCAUCCGGUACGGAAACAACACAGUCCAGUGAAUUGAGCCAGACAGACAGCGACAAUGAAACAGGGAGAACAAAGUGCCAAACAACACAUGAGGACACAAGGACACUGUAUACAGCAGCGUUGUUUUUGAAAAGACUGCUUAGUGACACUCCUGGCAUGUCAUGCCCAUGGCCUCCCACUUCUGAAAAUGUAAAUGUCACUGAAUCUCAAACUGUUGUCCCCAUUGGACUAUACAAUCUGCUCAGCUGGAUUAUAGGUUCCACUGAGGAGCCAACACUGGAUCAUUAUGUCAACAUUGAUGAUGACGUACAUUUGAAAGUGUUGUCUGUUUGUCAAGACAUUGUGUACCUUGCUUCCAAGGGCCGCAAGCAGACACCCAAGUCCUUGGCUUUAGGUUUAACUGUUCGACAUUUAACUGGAUCAUCACGCAUUGUAUCACUGCUUAACAGACUGGGACAUUGUGCAUCAUGGGACACAGUUUUGAGUCUAGACACUAGCCUUGCCCAACUGACACUAGUAGAAGGCAGAGACAAAAUACCGAAGGGAUUCUCAAAGCGGACACCCACAACACUUGUGUGGGAUAACAUUGACUUUGGUGAGGAGACACUAUCGGGUCGUGGAACUACUCACCAUACAAAUGGAAUUAUGCUCCAGAGUGUGCCCGGCGAGCCUAUGUCCACAGCAAUCAGACAGCCACUGAGAAAGGGAGUUACCUCAUUCAUAGCCCCCCCCCAAUGCCUAUACAACCUUACCAUCAGUCCAAAAGGCAAGGGCCACAGAACUUGUGUCAACCAGUGCAGUCAGCGACAUGCAGAAUGGACACCCACUUUGCUGUACAAGCUGAAAUGGCAUAUGCUUUUGUGAAGUCCACAUGUACGGAUAGUUGUACAAUCCCAAGCUGGACAGGGUUCCAUACACUGCUUCAGGAUGAAAACACUCUGCAGAAGUCCGCAUUGUAUUAUCUUCCAGUCAUUGAAGCCUCACCAACAGAGAUGUCAACAGUCAACACUAUCCUGAAGCGAAGUGUCCAGAUUGCUGACCAGCUAGAACUGGAUCAUAUAGUUUUAGUGUUUGACCAGGCUAUAUAUGCCAAAGCACAGCAAA